GCGCGGCAGGGCGAGGGGAGGAGAGAGGAGCGGAGCGGAGGCGGCGGCGCGCUGGCCAUGGCAGCAGCCCGCGGGCGGAGAGGCAGCCGCCGCGGGCUGCCGCUGUGAUUGGCACGCCGAGGAGAGGAGGAGGAAGGCGCGGGGCAGCCGCCAUCCCGCAGGAUGCCGGGCGGGCGCGGCGCGGCGGGCGGCGCGGAGCUCCCGGGGGCCGGCGCGGCGCGGCAGCGCAGGCGGCGGAGGAAGGUGUCCUGCUUCUCCAGCAUCCAGCUCUUCCUCGUGUCCGAGUGCGCCCUGAUGCUGGCCCAGGGCACGGUGGGAGCCUACCUGGUGAGUGUCUUAACCACCUUGGAGCGGCGAUUCAACCUUCAGAGUGCUGAUGUGGGCGUCAUUGCCAGCAGCUUCGAGAUUGGCAACUUGGCCCUCAUCCUCUUCGUGAGCUACUUCGGAGCCCGAGGGCACCGGCCACGCUUGAUAGGAUGUGGAGGGAUAGUCAUGGCCUUGGGUGCCCUCCUUUCCGCGUUGCCUGAAUUUCUAACCCACCAGUACGAAUAUGAGUCGGGAGAAAUACGCUGGGGGGCUGAAGGAAGGGAUGUGUGUGCUGCCAACGGGUCCACCAGUGAUGAGGGACCAGACCCGGACCUUAUCUGCAGGAAUAGGACUGCUACCAACAUGAUGUACUUGCUGCUCAUUGGAGCACAGGUCCUCCUGGGCAUUGGUGCUACUCCUGUCCAGCCCCUGGGAGUUUCCUACAUUGAUGACCACGUGAGGCGGAAAGAUUCUUCCCUGUAUAUAGGGAUCCUGUUUACGAUGCUGGUAUUUGGACCAGCCUGUGGAUUUAUCUUGGGCUCUUUCUGUACCAAAAUCUAUGUGGAUGCUGUGUUCAUCGACACAAGUAAGCUGGACAUCACCCCAGACGACCCUCGGUGGAUUGGUGCGUGGUGGGGAGGCUUCCUGUUGUGUGGUGCCUUACUCUUCUUCUCAUCCCUGCCGAUGUUCGGGUUCCCGCAGUCCUUGCCCCCUCGACCAGAGCACGCCGGGGAGAGCGAGCAGGCCAUGCUUCCUGAGAGGGACUAUGAGAGAACCAAGCCAAGCAAUGGGGUCCUGCGACACGCGCUGGAUGGGGAGAGCAGCACAACCUGCUUCCAGCAGCUGCGAGUGAUCCCCAAAGUAACUAAGCACUUACUCUCCAAUCCCGUCUUCACCUGUAUCAUCCUGGCAGCCUGCAUGGAGAUUGCAGUCGUGGCUGGCUUCGCCGCCUUCCUGGGAAAAUACUUGGAGCAGCAGUUCAACCUCACCACCUCAUCUGCCAACCAGCUCCUGGGGAUGACGGCAAUACCAUGCGCUUGUCUGGGCAUAUUCCUGGGUGGCCUCUUGGUGAAGAAGCUCAGCCUGUCUGCUCUGGGAGCUAUCAGGAUGGCCAUGCUGGUGAACCUAGUGUCCACAGCUUGCUACGUGUCUUUCCUGUUCCUGGGGUGCGACACAGGACCUGUGGCAGGGGUUACUGUUCCCUAUGGAAACAACUCAACUCCAACCUCAUCUCUGGACCCAUAUUCCCCCUGCAAUAACAACUGUGAAUGCCAAACUGAUUCCUUCACUCCAGUCUGUGGGGCAGAUGGGGUCACAUACUUAUCUGCCUGCUUUGCUGGCUGCAGCAGCACGAACCUCAGUGGCUGUUCGUGCCUCACCUCAGUCCCUGCUGAAAAUGCCACCGUCGUUCCUGGCAAAUGCCCCAGUCCUGGCUGCGAAGAGGCCUUCUUGACAUUCCUCUGUGUGAUGUGCAUUUGCAGCAUGAUUGGGGCCAUGGCGCAGACUCCAUCAGUCAUCAUACUCAUCAGAACCGUGAGCCCCGAACUCAAGUCUUACGCUUUGGGGGUGCUUUUCCUGCUUCUCCGUUUGCUAGGUUUUAUCCCACCUCCGCUGAUCUUUGGGGCUGGAAUUGACUCCACGUGUCUGUUUUGGAGCACGUUCUGUGGCGAGCAAGGAGCCUGCGCGCUGUACGACAAUGUGGUCUAUAGAUACCUGUAUGUUAGCAUUGCUAUAGCUCUGAAGUCUUUUGCAUUCAUCUUAUACACAACCACCUGGCAGUGCUUGAGGAAAAACUAUAAAAGAUACAUCAAGAACCACGAAGGUGGUCUCAGCACUAGUGAGUUUUUUGCCUCUACUCUCACCCUAGACAAUCUGGGGCGGGACUCAGUGCCCCAAAAUCCAUCACAUAGGACAAAAUUUAUCUAUAACCUUGAAGAUCAUGAGUGGUGUGAAAAUAUGGAGUCUGUUUUAUAGUGACUGUGGAGAGGUGAACUAUAUUAAUAAUACAAGGGUCCUUUUUAAUAAAAACAAGAAGAGAGCACGAAUGAAGAAACACAACUGCGAAACAACAAUGGCAACACAGGAAACUUUUGUCUUUUUCUCAAAAUCAGACCUAGCCAGGAUUCUUGAGAACGGCAUCUUUUAUCGGGAUCAUUUCUGACAUCCCGCGGGGUGAUGGAAAAAGCAGGGAGCCACUGUGGCUGGGUACCAGCCCCUUUGAUGACAGUACGAGCUACCAAGAAGGGCAUCUACAGAGGUUCAUCAGAGAGCUCAGCAAAUGGACAGGCAUGAGGCAUGGAGAAAGCAAGGUGAUAACAGCAGUGCCAGAAUAAGCGCUUGCAAAUGGGGUCCCAGGGAUCCAUGAAGCGCCACAGCAUGGGCUGAAGGGUUAGCCGGUCUGGGUGCUGUUCAAACUCGCUGCGCUCUGUAAUGGCAAAGAGGGAGCGGUGCUGGAGUUGUUCUACCAGUCGCACUCUGUCACCAGCCACGAGUCCACGAUAAAUACCUUGAAAGUUGCUGGAAACCUUCCAGGUGGCAAGCAAUGCUGUCAGAGGUAUCCGAGUCCUUCCAGCUGAGGCUUAUUCGCAGAUUGCAGCUUUGGGGUUGCCUGUGAAUAACUGUGCUCAGAUCUCUCAAACCCAGUAAAGUUCAAGACAUUUGCUCACACUUGCCAAAUGUGCUGUCAUUUUUAAAGGGGGAUGAAUUCCAAAUACUUGUCUGUGUAGUCCCCUAAUAAGAUUUUUUUAAAAAUUAUUUUCAAAUCUAUGUUAACCCUUAAAUCGCUGAUGCUUUUCCAUAGGGAGGAUUUAUUUAUGCUCGUUUGGGGAAGGAUCCUGUUUAAUUCACCCAAACAUAAUGGGACUCAAAGGGUUUGUCUAAUCCUCUGCGUUUUUAUCCAUACGCCUUCAUUCUAAUAUGCUACCAAGCCAAUGAAGACACAUAAUGUUUUUAAAAAAGAGAAUGAAUGCACUGUGUCUCUAUAAAAACAAUUGUCAGUUGGAGAAUUAUAGAUAAUAUGAUGAUUUACAUAAUAUAGUUUUUUUCAUAUUCUAUGUGACUCAGUGAAUACAUAUAUAUAUGGGGAGGCUGUUUAUGUUCUCUCCAGUUUUUAAAGAUAUAUAUAUAUAUAAUUUGCAAUCUAGAAAUUGUGUGAUGGAUGUUUUCUUUAAAGUAAGUGUGUGCGCGUGUGUGUGUGCGCGUGUGUGUGUACAAGAUGAAAGGAAUACUGACCUUAAUCCUGCAACCCUCAUAACUGAUUUUAUUUUUCACCUGAGAAGUUCCACUGAUUUUGGUGGAAGCCAUGUGAGGAAGAUGGAAUAAUCUCCCCUCCUGGAGGCCAGGUUUUGCCCUUAGAUGUGCAAAUAGUGUUCCUGUGGAAAGCUGAGCUGUAGGAGCAGAGGCUGGCCAGCACUGAGCACCUCUGAAAUUAUCAUUCAGAUCCUCAAGAGGCACCCGUGCAGGAGGAGAUUUGGCUUUGCUUUUGCAAUACAGUCUUAUCUAAGCCUGCAAAAAUCAUGGGGAAGCUUUCAUCUGAUUUCAAGAAGUAUCGGGUCAGGCUUAUUUUGCAUGCAUAUUUUUCUUUUCCAAAACAUUCCUGCUGGGAAGCAAUACAAAUUGGUUGUGUUUAAUGAGUUUUCCCCAGGAACCAGACCCAUUUCAAAUGAACUAAAUGUCAGAAGAAUUUUAAGGGUUAGCAUCGUAAUCAAAAAGCUCUUUUUUUGCUUGUAUUUUGAAGCUGUUGUGAACAUGCAGAUGUUUAGAGAAGUCACCUAGCACGUACAGUUGAAUGCUGGAAGGUCCUUCUGUGCAGCUGGUGGAGGGCUGAUCUUCCCCAAGUCCUUGUCCAUUGCGGGCAGUGGACACCUCAGAGCUGGCACAAUGCAGAGCGUUGAUAACUUAUUACUCACGUUCAACACCAUUUUAGCAGACUUUUCUCUUAUCUAGGCAUUGAAACAUGGGUGUGGGGUAUCAAACUGCUUCCAUUUGACUGACUUUACCUGUAUCUUUGUAAUUUAUGCACAGCAUUAUAUGUUCAGCAACAUUAAGGGCAAAAAAAGCAAGGGUGUAUCAAAUAAACUCCACGGUGCCAAAUACUCGACAAAUAUUGUAACUGCAGAUAUUUAAUUCUUCAUUUUCAGCCAUGUUAAGAAUCACUUGAUUAAUGAAGGAGUUUAAGGAAAAAAGAAGUUAUUAAGCUAUGCAGUGCCAUUGUUAUGUUGGGUGGUAAAUGAUGCUUUUUAGACCAUUAGAUUGGUUUAGUAUAUCGUGUCUGCUAAACUAGAGAUACUGCAUCCAUAAAACAAUGAAUUUUAAAAAGGCAGAGGGUGCAUAACUGUCUCAUAAAAUAUGUAUAAUUGUCAAGUAUAAGCCUUUGAAAUCAUUCUGUACAGUUCUCUUCAUUCUGCAAAUUUAUUACAUAGACUGCUGUCUUUUCAAAUGUUAGCUCAUAAUUUUGUACUGUACACACACAUUCAGACUCAAACACAAAUGUCACAGAAUAGAACCUUUCUAAAAGCCUGAUUGCUUGAAAUUCUGUAACCCCUUUCACAAUUUCAUUUUGUUCCAUUCUGAAAGUCCAAGGUGAAGGAGAAUAGCGUGCUGACAUGAUGCAAAACAAACUCCCUGUGUUCAAGAGCUGUUGUUUGUCAGUAUAGUCAAAAGCCCCCCUUGAAUGGAGUUAUAGAAACACGAUUCCAGGGCACUUAACGUUUCAUUUCUAUUUCUGUUUACCUUUUUUUUCAUUUAGUCUCUUCUCUUGGUAUGUAUGAGAGAGGCAGUUGAAUGGGGUUACUUACAAUAUUUUUAAGCUGUAACUUAAAAUUCCUGCAUGAUUGUUGUUUUAUUUCUUUUGAGAAUGCGACUUUUGAAAACCUCUCUCCCAAUCUCAUUCCUUUUUUUUUUUUUUUAAGGAUUAUCAGAUGCCUGAAUCAUGAAGGGCUUUACUGUCAGUGCUUUGGUACAGAUUCAAGAACAGCUUUGCUUUAAAGAAAACACACAGGCCAAAACCUUCAUCCAUCCUAGCAGGCUCUUUGUUUUUUUGGUUUCAAAACCACAAGUCAGUUUUGCCUGCAACCCAGAUUUUGGUACAGAAUAACAAAUAAAGAGUCUCAGACAUCCUCCCGCUUCCCAAAUUGCAGUAUGGGCCUUUGCCCCUCAGCACUUUGCUUCCAUCCCGCGACUGCCUUAACCGUGCAGGAAACUUGAGAACACGGGUGCAGUUAGAGAAAUGCCCAUUCCUGGGAACAGAAACAGGGGCAUGGUCUGAGCUGUGCAGUCUAGAUCCAGUGGUGGAAAUUUUUCCUUCAUUUUCAGGGGCAUUGAAAUUCAGGGUUUUGUUGAGACCUCAGUCUCAGCAGAAAUGUUGUUUUGACAUUUCCAAGCACUGUGUUGCCUGCAUGGCUACCUGCUAAGCAGUGGGAUGUUUGGAAAAAAUAAACUACUUGAGAUUUAACAGUCUCUAUAGGGUUGUCCAGUUGCCUUGCAUGACUUGAGGCUGAGGUUUCCUUUCCCUUACAUGGAUACCACCCUGGCAUAAGCUCAGUGGAAUCAAAAGAGGACCCAAUCUAAAUUGGGUGCAGAUGACACUAGAAUCCAUUUCUUUGCAUCUUUGUUAACAAGGGGAUGCAUUUUCAGAACCUUCUUUUUAUAUAGAUUGAAAUCUUACAUUUUUCUGACUUUACCCAGCACGUCCUGGAUGUAAAGUGGGACCAAAAAGGCCAUUGUGUGAAUUAUCUAGAUAAACCUUCCAUUCCUUGGGAAUUCAACUGAUAGGGGCCUCACUCUGCCAUACUCCCAUAGGAUGCGCAGAACUACUCAGUGCUGCUACUGUUAAUCUCACUUGGGUCUCACCUUGCUAGGAAGGUGAAAAUGGAAAGAUGCAGAGAGGAAUUGGUUUCAAUUAGCUGAGUUAGCUAUGCUUCAAAAUGCUUCAGAAUUGAACUGAUGGUCUGCAGACAUUUGGAAAGUGAUUGGAGUACUUCCAAAUGGCUGAGAUGCAUUGGCGUUUGUUUCUUGAAAAAAAAAUUUCAAGAAUUAAAGGAAUGAACGAAAUUUGGAGUCCCUUCUACCCCCAUCAGAGUAGAAGCUCAUCACAUUGCUGUUGGAGACAAUGUACUUGAAGUUUGCCUUUGUGUCUAAGUCAGAUACAUAGUUUUUUCCCAGUAAAUGAGAUCCUGGGAGACAGAGGGGUGACUCCAUCUCGUAACCAGCAGUUUUAGUCCACAGCAAACCCAAGAUGACAGGAAGGCUACCAGCACUGCGAAGCUUUAGCCCCCCCCAGUCAGCCAUGGCUAUUGCUGCCAUACAAGUUUGUCACAGCUGAGCGUGUUGGGCUUAGUAUUUUCUUAAGACUUGGGACAGUCUCGAUGUGAUGUUUGUUUUAUUCUUGGCAGGUGACAUGGGGAAUUGUCAGUAUGAAGAGACAUAUGCAAAUGCUUUACUGCGCUGAUGUGAUAGCAGUUUUGUUCCUUUAUUCACAAGAGUUUCCAGACACAUUCCUACUCUGCCUUUAGACAGCCAUGCUCAUCUAUUUCCAUAGUUUCACGUGAACUGUCUUUGCAGACAGAAGCAGAUUUGUUGUUGUUCUCUCUCUAGGUCUGAUUAAUGCCUGCAAAAUUCACAAGGUUUCUGUGCACAGGGCAGAGGACCCCUGAGUAUAAGCAAUAAUACUGACCAUUUCCGUUAGGAGUUUUUGCUUUUCCUACCUGAAUCUGAUUUCACAUUUCCCAACAUCCCAUGCUGCUGCUGUAGUUCGCCCUUUUUUGUUGGCAGCAACUCCAGGAGACAGGCAGCCAAGAAACAAUUGGUGUGAAUGUAGGCAGCCGUUUAUUAAGAUGGGCAGACCUGUGCUAGGAGCCUUUGGCAUGAGCCAAGCGCAGCUUCUGUUAUCUGAUGGCUGAGGUCGAUCCAAAGCGGAAAAGAACAACGAUGGCAUUGUGGCUGAGCCCCCUGGAGUCCCUGAAAGGGUUAUCUUCUAUGUUCCUGGCUAGACCUCCCUGCCCUACCUCCCUGAGACCCAUAGUUUGUGGGCAUUUCUUCCAAAUUGACCAUGAUCUUCCUUUCUCCAGCCACAGUUCUUCCUUCCUCCCAAUGGCAAAGCACGGCUCGGCUCAACCAAGUCAAUACAAGGUGUUCAGAAUUAUUGAGUGUCAUUUAAAUUUGCCUGGGAUGCCAGCAGGUCUCACUUAGCAUUACAUAUGCUCAAAAUGUUGUAGUUUGUUCUGCUUUUAUACACUAAAUCUAAUAUUCUUGGCUGCAAAUGAUAUUUUCUAUCAUUCCGUUCACAUUUCUAGCCCAUCUGAGUCUUAAUACAAUUGCUUCACUUAAAAAAAAAAUGGCCUUUCAGCAGUUCUUAGACAUUAGGUACUUCUUUAUUAACUAGUGAUGCCAAGUAAAAUCUUUGGGCAUUGUCUGUUCCCUGAAUUCAGUGGAGCAGAAGCAGGGUCUGUCUCCUCAGAAGCAAUACCAGUAUUUUCUUUGACAGAGUGUGAGCAUGGACCGCUUAUUUUUUUCACCUUCAGUCUUGCCAUAGCUCUCAGCUAUGAGUGCCGCUCAGUCCUGAGAGGACACAGGGGGAUUCAGGAGAAGCCACAUGGGCAAAGGAAUCCAUUUAGAUGGCUGCAAAAGUGGGACCGUAGGAUGUAUGUAGCGUAUAUGUUGUUUUGCUUAACAAAACCUUGCUUUAGUCUCUAAUUUGUUUGAUGAAUGGAGUGAUUCCAAUGAUGGAGUCUUUGGAAUACCAUGAGUCUGCGAUGUUUCCCUCUCUUUCUUCAGCUUAAAUGUGGCAGAGCAGAGUAUCACCCCCUAGGAAGGAAAAGAUUAGCAAUACCCCAACAGUUUGUAGUGCUGGGCUUGUUCUAGAUGAAGUUGGUGUCUGCCAAUGGCAGAAUGCAAUAAGAAACUUGUCAAGUCCAAGUCAGCAAAUAAUUUAUAGCAACUGCAUAAAUAAAUUUUCUUUUUUUAUUAUUUUUUCCCCUGCAAAUUGCUGAGAAAACUAAGAAGAUGCCUCCAGUGUAUUUGCAAGAUCAUUUCUGCAAAUCAUCUCUUGUCUAGAGGGACUUGGAAAAACUUUCUUGUAAUUCUUACAUGUUGGUUUAUUCUGGCUGGACACAGAAAUCAUGGGGGAUGUUUCUGCUCCCUGAGUUCUCUAAGCUGGGAUUUUAUCAUCAGUACAAGUAUUUAGUUCAAAAAUAUGUGAUUAGGAUUUAAGUAAGAGGAUCCUUGCUCAAUGCCAGUGGGCUGAGCGCCACUGGACAUACAGUGCUCCAGGACAGCCAAAGUGCUGGCUUCCAACUCACAAUCGACAUUUGAGGGAUAUUCUCUCACAGAUGCUUGAAAUUCUCUGCCCCUCCCAGUGUUCCUACCAGUUAAUGCAUUCAUUUGAGUAAUUACUGAGAGCAAACACGAGAAGGGUAUGAACCCAGACAAAACCAAAUUGGUAUUAAGGUGAAGCAGGUGGUGCAAGUUUUAUUUGCAGUGUUUGCACAGCUCUUGGAUUGGAAGCAAAAGUCUCUCGGAAAUCUGAGAGUCGCAUCUGGGCUAACAUAUCGUAGUUCUUCCCAAUUGAAUUGCCCAGUGGUAGGACAGCAAAAGGCGUCUUUCCCUGCUACAUAUAUCUUAGCCCUUCAAUACCCUUUUCUUUUGCAGUAUGGCAUCGCACAAAUACCAGCUCAUUUACCCCUCAAUGUAAACUACAUCUCAGUGCUACGUUUUUGGUGCCUCACAGCUCUUAACUGUGUGAACUUUAAAGGAAGAAAUGACCCCUGUUCUUCACCUGCGACUCUUUCUGCCUAAUCGGAGGAUCCUUCUUGAAGACUCACAGCCAUUGUCCUUACUCGCAGUGGAACCAAAACUGUGUUCUGUUGAUCGCAGUUGGCCUGUAAGCUGUGCUCAGAGGUCUGUAAUGUGUCUACAGUCCCACAUUGCCUUCACGAUGUUUUCAGUGCAAAGCACGGUGAUGAGGCUGUGCGUAACCGUCCCUGACAAAUGUGAAGGGUUGCUGUGGUCUAUGACCACCAAAGUUCGGGAGUCGCUAUGUUAGCACUUGAAAGCAGCUCCCAUCAUCUACUUUUGGGAAGGAGCCAUCUCAGCAGGGUUCAGUGGAAAGGUGCGGCAGCGCUGGGACUUCACAGCGCUUCAAACAAAAAGGAGCUCUUGGCUUGCUUUGGUACCAUGUCCAUGUGGAGGAGGGGUGGGGAUGGGAGCAGGGGAAGAGCUGUGACCUUUUAAAACCCAUAGUGCCUACCACUGCAAAUGGAACGCUGUAUUGUAUUAUAUUAGACGUGACUACCAUGUAAAUAAAGUACAAUAAAUGUGCUGUUCGUUAGGCUUUUGAUACAACUCAACUGCAGUUCUGCAGAAAUGUUUUUUUUCCCUGCUGUAUAUACUUGAAUCACAUUCCAGGCAUGGGGCCAUUUGGGGUCGUGUGAGCUAGAAAUGCAUUAAUGACAUUAGAAGGGAAAUGUUUGCUCUAAGACUUUGAAAAUUCCUUUUGCCCUGUAUAGAUGAGACUCGAUCACUAUAUGAAGACCAGCCAGAGUGGAGGGAGUGAGGGCAGCUUCAAUAUGCAGGAGGAGAGCAGCUCUUAACUCAACGUGGCUUGUAAGCAGAAGCAACAGUACUGCGCAGCCAGUCCUUGGCUGUGCUUCAUGCGUGAUGGAGGAAAAGCAAAGUUUUUGUUUAGCUGAUUUCUCGUUGGGUGUUUUCCAAAAGUUGAUCAGAAGCGCAUACUUUGCCUGUGUAACCUGGUUAUUCUCCACCCUUGAGAUCCUCUAGCAGCACCUACAGCUGAGCAAACUUGAGAGCUUAAAAUUCAAAGCUGAUUGGGAAAGAAGUUCUCCUGUUCUUAACUCAACCAGCUGGCCUCUCUGUGGCUCUGGCAAACAUUGAGGGGCUUUAUUUUACUAAUAAGAAUAUUAGGAACUUACUUUGUUCCUUUAGCUGCUCCCUUCUCUAUCCUGUUUUCCCAUGGUGUAAUCACAGACUUAGCGCAUUUCAUUGAGGCAGGUCUGCCACGUGCCCUCCAGAUCUUCAUGCAUCUCUUAACUGGGUUGUUGGUGAAAGUUAAUCCAGGCUUCAGAAGCUCAGGACUUCUCUGGCAAGUGUUCACAGCUGGUGCAUGGGUGUAAUCUUCCGCUGGUGUGUGGAGAGUGCUUCCACACUGAUUGUCUUGCUGGAGAAACAACCGACUCAUGCGGUUUGUUACACCUAUGGCUCAAAACUCCCCCAAAGAGCUCUGUGCAGGGUCCACAAUGUUGGAGAAGUACCUCCUGACUUCCAGACCAAACCAGUCAGCGAUGUUUGCCCCUCAUACUAUUGCUGUUCUUCAUAGUCACCUGGGCAGAGCAGCAUUUGUGAGUGCUUGUAUGUGAAGAAGGUUCUUCCUGCAUCUCCACAGAUGGUCUGGAGCAUUGUGCAUGGGGUUUGGAUUGAGCCCAGGUGCUUCUCUCCUGCCUUGGGCUGUAGGUUAGUCUUUUCCUACAAUGCCCGAGGGAAAGUGGUCCUUAGAAAGGUCAUUGAAGUGUACUGGUUUGACUGCUGGUAAUUUUGCAGAUGUUUAGCAGCACUUCCAAAAUAAACCAAAACCUGGUUUGGAAAAGGAAAAGUUUCACUGUACGAUUGAUGUUAAAAAAAAUAGAAAAAAAAAAAAAAGAAAGAGAAACCACAUGCUCAAUAUAUUUUGAGUACUGUGUUCUGUAUUUUUGCAGCUUAUAUUUUCCAGAUGAGCAGUUUAGAAAUAUGUGAUGUGAAAUACAUACUGUAAGUUUGCUGUAAAUGAUAUUAAAAC
Molecule: messenger RNA, 11092 nt
Organism: Cuculus canorus (common cuckoo)
Lineage: Eukaryota; Metazoa; Chordata; Aves; Cuculiformes; Cuculidae
Gene: SLCO3A1
Product: solute carrier organic anion transporter family member 3A1
Exons: 10
Coding region: 163-2280 (705 amino acids)
Biological process (GO): sodium-independent organic anion transport; transmembrane transport; prostaglandin transport
Cellular component (GO): membrane
Molecular function (GO): protein binding
Source: RefSeq, a predicted model, not a curated record